Molecule: messenger RNA, 2271 nt
Organism: Ooceraea biroi (clonal raider ant)
Lineage: Eukaryota; Metazoa; Arthropoda; Insecta; Hymenoptera; Formicidae
Source: RefSeq, a predicted model, not a curated record
AAUAUUUCGUUACGUUACAAUCGUCAAUGAAACAUGCCCGUUUUUGCAACUCCUUGUGCCUUAUAGAUAUCAUUUUUUUAAAAAACAUUUUUUAACAUUUCUUCCAACUGCACUUGAUGCAUAUAAUUAUUUGCAACUGACUCGCAAUAUCAUUCUUGAGAUUGCAAAAAUAUCGAAGGUCAUUCGUGCAAUCGUGUAACCACGUUUACGAGCCGUGCACGGGUAUAUUGAAGGAAGCCUCCAUCGACCCAUCGGCCGCACGUAGCAACGUGUUGACGCAAUACCGCGCGUAACAAACGGUGGUAAAGUGAUUCGUUUGCACACAAAUUGCUAUAGUGUCGCGGCUCUUGCACAACGGGUAUACGUUUGAAAGUACGUUACACAGAGUGCAAAGCACAAAGUAUAAUAACAAUAAUCAUUGUAAUCGAAAAUGCCUGGAAUCGCGAGCGCGACUGGCCUCCUCUCGGCACGAACUCAGCCGGUUCGCAGGCUCAAGCCCAAGAACGUGGAGUUAUCGGGUCACGUCAAAACGGCGCCAUUCGCCCUCCGACCGUUCGCUGGUCUUUUCAACCCUUAUCCCUACAGUUGCUCGGUAUUGUGCAACCAUCCGGCGGAUUGCGAGGCGAAAGAAGUAGUACGGCGCGCUAAAGAUACAUGGGCAACCGAGGGGAAAGCUCUUUUAUUGCCGGAGGAAGUGGAAAUGAUACGGAGUAGCUUGUUGGCGGUGGGCGCAGGUGGAGGCGGAAGUGAUACGGCAGCUGGAAAUGCCAACGACGGUGGCGAGGGAUAUAAUACAGAGGCGACUGUCUCCGCAGUACCCGAGGAGUUCUUUCGCAAAUAUACGGAAACCGACUCGCGACCUUUAACUCCGGCACCCACGCUCGCUAGCGGGCCAACGGCAUUAACUGGUCGCACAAGUCAGGAGCAUUUACCGGCGACUUGUAAUCCGCGUGAGCGCACUACCCUUAUUCUGGAUCUUCGAGCCAAUCCGUACAGUCAACAGGUGGAUACUGAGACUUUUAGUUGGCAUGCUCUUACGCUUGAACCACCACCGGUACCUCGAAAGACCGAAAUAUUCAUUUGCAAACCGAUUCCACGAUCGGCGCAACGUACAGCGAUACUUGCUCCGCCUCCUCCAUCCCCGCCUUCAUCCGCCAUUGAGACAUGCGAUACGAAUUCGUCCAAGAACGCAGAAAAGGAUGUCGACAGUGACGAGGAGCAACAAUCCGCAAUUACUCGACGGGGAAAGCGAUUGCGUAAAAGAAAGAGUAGGAGGGGCUCGACUUACGGUCAACAAACGGAAGUUCGCGAUCCGCUCGAACCCGUGGUAACGCAAGUUUCGCAGACCGAGGAUACAUCGCGACGAUCAUCAUUGCAAGUGGAGGAGACUAAUGAAAUCGACAGCUCGAAGUCUCCUAAGAGAACGUCCGCGCAACCAAUCAUCGUCGCUCACGUGAUGCCCGAGAGUUUCCUCGCGCCUGAAAUACUGAAGUAUUUGUCCAGAGAAUUGGAUCGCGAGAAGGUCGAGGCAGAAUUCUCAAUUAAGAGACGAAUCGCCUUGGAGGAAGCACUGCGGGUGAAAGGCGACGUCUACUCGACCUUACGUGGGUCUCGUCAGCCUAACGCUGGCACGGGGACGCAAAACGCCCCCCGAGUAUUCUCCCGUCAAGUAGUACGGUUCGAGUUACUCGAUGGCCAAAGUCUUCGCGGGUUAACAUCGCUACAGUAUCUUAAUAAACACGCGUAUGUUACGUCAGGAAGGAAGUUGAUAUUCGGCCGGAUAUUCAAUAGAUUCAUCGAGGAAUCGUCGUACAACGCGCGACGCAUUUCGCCGAAUGAUAUCGAGGAGGCUCUUCAGGAAGUGAUCGGCAAGGCGUUGACGGACGAGCAGAAAUUUUAUCUCAAGUCCGUAAUGGGUGAGGUAACAGAACCGUUGGAUUUUAGGGAGUGGUGCGGCCUGUGCGCCGUUGUCGAGAGGCUAUUGUGUCCCUUGCCGUCGAGGGAAAGCGAUCCACCCGUAUGGCUCGAAAGGGCGGACUUCGAAGGUCUGGAACGAAGGCUCAAGUCGGCUGAAUCGGUGGAUUCCACGUUGGCAUUAUUGUUGAAGGAGAUUCGUGACAGAUAACACCGUGUCGUGUUUUCUUAUCAUACAUAUUCUUUUAUCACAGUGAUCGCUAAUUAUAAUGCUCGUGCCGUGAGAGUCAUACGACGAGAUCAAAUGUUACUUGUCGGUACAAGCCUAAAAAAUAAAGCUUUUCACGGUUCUACAAA